GCCCAUCUGCCAACCACCGCCUGGAGAGUGACGUCAUUUCUACCGACGCGUCAGCGCGUGUGCGCAUGCGCAGUGUCACAUCCACAGUGGACAUCUUGGAAUUAAAGGGGCGCCGAGCGAAUCCUGACAAAAGCAAGAAUUCCAGGCCGCUCGUCUCGUCUGCCGGAUCAUGUCCACGAUGGUGUACCCUCGUGAUGAGAAGCUGGAGAAGCUGUCGCAGGAGGAGAUCAUCUCCAACACCAAGCUGGUGAUCCAGGGUCUGGAGGCGCUGAAGAACGAGCACAACUCCAUCCUGCACAGCCUGCUGGAGACCAUCAAGUGCCUGAAGAAGGACGAGGAGGCCAGCGUGGUGCACGAGAAGUCCAGCCUGCUCCGGAAAUCUGUGGAGAUGAUCGAGCUGGGGCUGGGCGAGGCUCAGGUGAUGAUGGCUCUGUCCAAUCAUCUGAACGCGGUGGAGUCGGAGAAGCAGAAGCUGCGUGCUCAGGUGCGGCGUCUCUGUCAGGAGAACCAGUGGCUUCGAGACGAGCUGGCCAACACACAGCAGAAGCUGCAGAAGAGCGAGCAGAGCGUGGCGCAGCUGGAGGAGGAGAAGAAGCACCUGGAGUUCAUGAACCAGCUCAAGAAGUACGACGAGGACGUGUCGCCUUCGGAGGAGAAGGACGGUGAGCCGCCCAAGGACUCUCUGGACGAUCUCUUUCCUAACGAUGAGGAGGAACACACUCAAGGAAUGCAGCACCAGCACAACAGCGCGGCGGUGGCGGCGGCUCAGCAGGGCGGCUACGAGAUCCCGGCGCGGCUGCGGACGCUGCAUAACCUGGUGAUCCAGUACGCGUCGCAGGGCCGCUACGAGGUGGCCGUGCCGCUCUGCAAACAAGCUCUGGAGGAUCUGGAGAAGACCUCGGGACACGACCAUCCAGACGUGGCCACCAUGCUCAACAUCCUGGCACUCGUGUACAGGGAUCAGAACAAAUAUAAAGAGGCGGCUCACCUGCUGAACGACGCUCUCUCCAUCAGAGAGAAGACUCUGGGCAAAGACCAUCCUGCUGUCGCAGCCACUCUCAAUAAUCUGGCCGUGCUGUACGGGAAGAGAGGCAAGUAUAAGGAGGCCGAGCCGCUGUGCAAACGAGCUCUGGAGAUCCGAGAGAAGGUGCUGGGGAAGGAUCAUCCUGACGUGGCCAAGCAGCUGAAUAACCUGGCGCUGUUGUGUCAGAAUCAGGGCAAGUAUGAGGAGGUGGAGUAUUAUUACUGCAGAGCGCUGGAGAUCUACGAGUGUCGGCUCGGCCCGGACGACCCCAACGUGGCCAAAACCAAGAACAACCUGGCGUCCUGCUUCCUCAAACAAGGCAAGUACAAAGAAGCGGAGGUUCUGUACAAAGAGAUUCUGACCCGCGCUCACGAGAAGGAGUUCGGAUCGGUGGACGCCGAAAACAAGCCCAUCUGGAUGCACGCGGAAGAGAGAGAGGAGAUGAGCAAGGGGAAGCACAGAGACAACACACCGUACGGGGAAUACGGAGGCUGGUACAAAGCCUGUAAAGUCAACAGCCCAACGGUCAACACAACGCUGAGGAAUCUGGGCGCUCUGUACCGCAGACAGGGCAAGCUGGAGGCAGCGGAGACGCUGGAGGAGUGCGCCGUGAGAUCCCGCAAACAGGGUCUGGAUCCGGUCCAUCAGACGCGUGUGGUGGAGCUCCUGAAGGAGGACGGCCGGCGCAGCAGAGACAGUCUGUCCAGUGUGAAGUAUGAGAGCGGUUCCGAGGCCGGCGAUGAAGCAUAAAGCCAUCCAGAGUUUGCUUCAUCUUCUUCCUCCUCACACAGGAAGGGCCGUGUUUUUAGUUUCCUCUGGACGUUGAUCCUGGGCCGCUGCAGGCAGAGGGAUGCGUCUCUCCUCAAUCUCUUCUGUUCUUUCUUCGGUUGACGUGACAUUGUCUUUGGGCUCUUCAUCUGUUUCUCUCUCUCUCUCUCUCUCUCUCAUCUCUGAUGUGUUGAUAAUCGUUGUCGACACUUUCAUCAAUCGCCGUUUCAUCGUGGCCUCGCUGAUGAUGUGUGAACUUUCAGACUGAACUCUUAAUUCUGCAGAUUUGAUGGUUUUGCUCUUUUUGCCGUCUGUGGGUUUGAGCAGCUUCUGCUGGUGAACAAUCAUUGGUGUUUCACAGAAACCUGCUCAUGAUACUUUUUAUGUUUUUGUAAUAUAUGACAAAUGAUGAUUUCAUGUCGCUUAAGCACGUAUGUGACAUAACCGAACUGACAUCCACAACCGAACAACACAAGACGAACGUCACAGAUGCUUUCUCUUUAGGCGUCGUGUUUUAUCUCUUGUGCUCCAGUGUCAAAGCUACAUAUACAGUGUUCACAUUAAUGCUUGCAGUGGGUUUGACGCAUUAGUCAGCAGUGGAUAUACUUGAGUUCUGUGAAUUAUAUAUUGAAUAUCUAUGGAAGCUUGAUUCCGCCACACAAUUAAAGAAAUUAAAAAGGUAAUUACAACUUUUUAUCUCACAGUUCUGACUUUAUAUAAGAUCUAAUCUCAGAAUUGCAAAACAAACCCAUAAUUUAAAAAUAUAAACUCAUUAUUGCAAACAAACUUUGAAUUGUGAAAUAAACACAGAAUUGUGCGAUAUAAACUCAUAACUGCAAAAACUCAUAAUUGCGAAAUAUUAACUCAAUUGCAAACAAACAUAGAAUUGCAAAAUAAACUCAGAAUUGUCAGACAAACUCAAUUGUGAAAUAAAAACUCAGAAUUUAAUUGCGAACAAACUGAAAUUGUGACAAACUCAUGACUACAAAACAAAUCCAUAAUUUCAAAAUAUAAACUCAGAAUUGUGAAACAAACUCAGAAUUGCAAAAUAAAAACUCAGAAUUUGCGAAGAAACUGAAAUUGCAAAAUUUAGAAUUGUGACAAACUCAUGACUACAAAACAAACUCAUAAUUGCAAAAUAUAAACUCAUAAUUGCGAACAAACUCAUAAUUGCGAAAUAUUAACUCAUAAUUGUGAAAUAAAGUCUGAAUUGCAAAACAAACUCAGAAUUGCAAUAAAAAAGGUUUGAAUGGUGAGAUAAAAAUUCCCAAUUACCUUUUUUUUAUGUGUUGGCAUAAACAAGCUUGCAUAUGCAUCAGCUAAUUACACUAACGAGAAGUGCUCUUUGAUCUUGUGUGCAUUUAGCAGUGUUGUUGAGACAGACGCUCCUGAUCUAAUCCACGUUCAUAUUUCACCUGCAAAGGGAACAGUAUUCAGCCGUCAGUAUUCAGAGUGCCAGAACAUUUCAGACAUUCAUUAGACUCGAUCCGUGUGAACGUGAAGUCUGGUGACGGCGAAUGAAGCGAUUCCGCUGCAGUAAAUCGUUUCAUUGAGCUUGUUAAAUGUGUUGAAGGCCAAACGCAGAGAUGUUUAAGUAGCGCUUUUAACAAUACAGAUUUUGUCAAAGCAGCUUUACAGUAUUAAAUAGGAAAAUAGUGUUUCGGUAAGCUAAGCAAGCCAGAGGCGACAGCGGCAAGGAACCAAAAACUCCAAAAACCAAAACUUUAACACAGAUCACGCUCCAUAGAAAGCCUUAAUGAUGCAUCGCAGCAGCUGAUGUGACCGUAUUAUAUCACCGAAUGUGCUGUCAGUUCACUUUAGUGCACGUGUGCUGCAGGCCUCAUUUAUUACUAUUACCAUUUUCACUAACGAUGAUCGUUUGAUUCAUUCCAGACACACACGUGAUGAUGAUGAUGAUGAUGCAGUACAAAACGAACAAACGUUUCUCUUAAUAACGGACGUGUUUAUGCCGUUUGUUGUGGAUUGCUGCGUAUUUAUUGAUGGUUUAUCUUUGUUUUAACGCGAGCGUUUGUGUUCACUAUUAUAGCGAGUAGAUCUACAGUAAAUAUAUAUGAACAUAUUACUCCACUGCAUUGUGACGUUUAUUGAUAUUCUCAAUAAAGGUUUAUUUCUGAAGUUUCUCAUCGUUCUGUAUCAGUGUAUGUUUAAUAAUGAUGAUCUGUUUCUAUAUUGAGAUCACGUGCUUUGAAUGUUAUUUAAUAAAUAAUAAAACAGUUUAAUAAUGUA
Messenger RNA from Onychostoma macrolepis, 4039 nucleotides. It is a transcript of the gene klc1b, whose product is annotated as kinesin light chain 1b. The transcript is spliced from 14 exons. Gene Ontology annotation, cellular component: cytoplasm; kinesin complex; membrane-bounded organelle. Lineage: Eukaryota; Metazoa; Chordata; Actinopteri; Cypriniformes; Cyprinidae. Bases 170 to 1774 code for a protein of 534 amino acids. Gene Ontology annotation, molecular function: kinesin binding. Gene Ontology annotation, biological process: microtubule-based movement. The record is from RefSeq and is a predicted model, not a curated record.